CUCCUUCCUCCACCCUCUCUCACUCUCUCCGUAGACAAGUGAAGUCAUCUGGCCUCAUCUGCUCCUUUUAAGCCGGCAUUUUUGAGAGGGAGGUCCCUGCCAAGCAUAUACAAACACUCAGUCAAGUAUCCACACUCACGCCUGCACCAGGGGCCAGCAGAGAACUCACCUAUUCCUUCACACAGAACAGGAAGUUGACGUGACCUGACAUCAAGAUGGCAGCAAAGGGUGUCGGCAUGGCUAACAAAGGUCCAUCCUACGGCCUGAGCCGGCAGGUCCAGGAUAAGAUCGACAGCAAGUAUGACCCUGAGCUGGAGCAGAUUCUGGUGGAGUGGAUCAGCCGUCAGUGCGGCUCUGGUGUGGGAAAGCCAGAGCCUGGCAAACUGGGCUUCCAGGCUUGGCUCAAAGACGGAUGCGUCCUGAGCGAGCUUAUUAACACUCUGUUUGCUGGCGAGAAACCUGUGAAGAAGAUCCAGAACUCACCCAUGGCCUUCAAGCAGAUGGAGCAGAUCUCCCAGUUCCUCAAUGCUGCAGAGAAGUACGGUGUCACAAAGACUGACAUGUUCCAGACCGUGGACCUUUGGGAAGGUAAGGACUUGGCAGCAGUGCAGAGGACCCUGUCAGCUCUGGGCAGCUUGGCCGUCACCAAGGAUGAAGGCACAUACAAAGGAGACCCUAACUGGUUCUUCAAGAAGGCACAGGAGAACAAGCGAGACUUCAGCGACGAGCAGAUGAAGGCUGGCAAAAAUGUGAUUGGCUUACAGAUGGGUUCCAAUAAGGGAGCCAGUCAGGAGGGCAUGAGCUACGGAAGACCUCGACAGAUCCUGUAAAGUCACUGAGCCACCAGUGGAAAAAGGUGCUCACUGCAGAGCCACUGGCCUGGUCUAAACCCCCCCAUCUCUAGCUCCAGCCAUGCCACCACCCUAAUUCUAACUUUAGUGAGGUGGAGCUGGACCUGUUUUCUGUAGUGAGCAGCACUUGCAUCAGUACCCAAAACCUCUUUCGCCCCUCUUUUAACUAAAACCUUUGGUGCCUUUUACAGUCUCUUACACCCUUCAGUCCUCUCUAACCUUAACAAUUGCCACAGAGCCCUUAUUUACAUGCUCACACUGGCGAUUGAUGCAGGGUUCAAAUAUGCUUUGUCUUCAGAUUAGUACAACUGAAUGUUUGUAGUCUUAAACUGCAAUAGUAGCCAUAAAAAUCAUAAAUUGAUAAAGAUGAAUUUACACCCUGUAAAGCAUUCUUUUCAAAUUUACAAGUGCAACCACGUUGCACCAGUGCUCCUCAUUUUUACCGCUACAAUGUCAAAUACACUUCCCACAUCGCUGCGCCUGCUGUAUCAGCGCUCAUAUUUUUGUACAUUGUCUUAUUAAAUAAUGACUUUGAGUUACAUCUCUGAA
Archocentrus centrarchus (flier cichlid) is the source of this 1400-nucleotide messenger RNA. RefSeq names its product transgelin (gene tagln). Gene Ontology annotation, biological process: actin filament organization. Gene Ontology annotation, cellular component: actin cytoskeleton. The record is from RefSeq and is a predicted model, not a curated record. Bases 216 to 830 code for a protein of 204 amino acids. The transcript is spliced from 6 exons. Gene Ontology annotation, molecular function: actin filament binding. NCBI's taxonomy places the organism in Eukaryota, Metazoa, Chordata, Actinopteri, Cichliformes, Cichlidae.